AUGCCGCAAGUGUUGCAGGUGACCUCUGCAUGGCUUGUGUGUUUUCCCAUUUGCCAUGAAGACUUCGCGCACCUGACAGCAUAUUGUACCGCUGUUGAGCUCAACACAAUGUUCUUUGCCAUCUAUAAGGCAUUCAAAUGGCCGGCUGCUCAUGUGGCACACAUGUCUACAUGGGUUCUUUUCAGACUCUGCUGGUAUCCAUACCUCGUGCAUCACUUUCACCACGCAAUUUCUUCGGGUGGCUUUGCGGUCGGCAGCUAUGAGUACUGUCAGUCCGUUGGAUCACAAGUGAUCCUGUGCGGUUUAAACUUCUACUGGACGACGGAGGUUGCUUUGGGCAUGAUGCGGGGGAAGCAGCCUGCGGACCGUCUUCACCAAGCAUGA
Messenger RNA from Symbiodinium pilosum, 384 nucleotides. The record is from the annotation of a GenBank genome assembly. Lineage: Eukaryota; Dinophyceae; Suessiales; Symbiodiniaceae.